AUGGCUGAGUUCGAACGGCACCCGUUCUUGCUGUCCGUCGAGGAAACCGCCAGGGCGCUCUCGACAGAUGUCGACAGGGGUCUCAGCUCGGCCCAGGUGGUCGAGCUGCAGCAAAAAUAUCCCAAGAAUGAGCUUCAAGUCGGCGAAGGCAUUCCCUGGUACAGCAUCCUCACCAAGCAAAUCCUCAACGCCAUGAUUAUUGUCUUGGCCUUCGCCAUGGCCCUCAGCUUUGGCAUCAGAGACUACAUCGAAGGCGGCGUCCUUGCCUUCGUCAUCGUCCUCAACGUCACCAUCGGCUUCUGGCAAGAGUACAGGGCCGAGAAGCGCAUGGACGCCCUGCGCCUUCUGUCCUCGCCCAGCGCCAUGGUCCUGCGUGACGGCAAGACCAUUGUCAUCUCGAACCCCGAAGUCGUCCCCGGAGACAUUGUCCUGCUCAAGAUGGGCGACACUGUUCCCGCCGACUUGCGCAUCUUCGAAGCCAUGAACCUCGCCUGCGAGGAGGGUCAGCUCACGGGCGAGUCGAUCCCCGUCGAGAAGAUGACGGAAAACACCAUCACGGUGCCCGGAAGCGAAAAGCACGCCGUCUCCGAGGGCGAGGUCGGCAUCGGCGACCGCGUCAACAUGUGCUACGCGACGACCGUCGUCCGAAAGGGUCGCGGUCGCGGCAUCGUCACCGCCACCGGCAUGACCACCGAGGUCGGCAAGAUCGCCGCCUCGACGAGCAAGAAGGAGCGCAAGCCCGGUCGGUCCAUGAACUGGCACAAGUACGGGAAGCGGCAGCCCGUCGUCGGUCUCGCGAAGCGUACCUAUGACCUCGUCGGCAAGUUUCUCGGCCUCACCGUGGGGACGCCGCUGCAGCGGAAGCUGUCCGCCCUGGCCUAUAUCCUCUUCGGCUGCGCCAUCAUCCUCGCCAUGGUCGUCUUCGGCGCGAAUCACUUUGAUCUGCGAAACGAGGUCAUCAUCUAUGCCACGUCGCUCGGCAUCGCCAUCAUCCCGGAGUCUCUUGUUGCCGUCCUCACCAUCACCAUGGUCGUCGCCGUGACCGUCAUGCGCAAGGCCAACGUCGUCGUCCGCGAUCUCUCGGCCCUCGAAGCCCUCGGCGGCGUCACCAACAUCUGCUCCGACAAGACGGGCACCCUCACCGAGGGCGCCAUGAUUGUGCGCCAGGCUUGGAUCCCCUCCUCUCAUCUCUACACGGUCCACGAUUCUCAGAACCCGAGCGAUCCGACAAAGGGUCGCGUCGCCUACUCGCAGGUGGCCGACGAGUCGUCCCCUGCCGUCGAGCAGGUCGACGACGCGGACGACGAAAAGCCGGCGCGCGACUUUGAUCACGAACGCAGCGCCGCCGGCAUCACAUUUGACGUGCCGGACGAGAAGCUCAACCCCAAGCCCCGGCGGCCCGAGCCCGAGCCCGAGAUGGAGGUCGAGAUGACGGACGCGCUGGAUGCCCUUCUCCUCUCCUCGGCCCUCUGCAACCUCGCGACGGUCCGGUACGACGACGACGAGGAGCGGUGGCAGACGACGGGCGAGCCGACCGAGAUCGCCCUCCAGGUCUUUGCCCAUCGCUUCAAGAUGGGCAAAAAGUCUCUCGAGGCGAAAGGGUGGAAGCAGCGGGCCGAGUUCCCCUUUGACAGCUCCAUCAAGCGCAUGUCCGUCAUCUACGACGCACCGGCCUCGGCCGAGACGAGCGCCAUCGUCGAGGCGGCCAACAGCAUCGUCUUCACCAAGGGCGCCGUCGAGCGCAUUCUUGAUCUGUGCUCCCACAGCGGCGCGGGCGCGGAACGGCAGCCGAUGACGGACGAGGGUCGGGAGCGAGUUCUCGACCAGAUGAGCCGCCUCGCCUCCCAGGGCCAGCGCGUCCUCGCCGUCGCCUACCGCCCCUGGGACGGCCGAUUCACGUCCAAGAUGUCGUCGUCGUCGUCGCCGGCCGAGGACGAGGCGCUGCGGACCGAGACGGAGAGCGGCCUCUCCCUCCUCGGCCUCGUCGGCAUCUACGACCCGCCUCGGCGCGAGACGAAGCCGUCCAUCGGCGAGUGCUCCCAGGCCGGCAUCCGCGUCCACAUGCUCACGGGAGACCACCCGGAGACGGCCAAGGCCAUCGCCAAGGAGGUCGGCAUCAUCCCCAAGAACCUCGGCGUGCUUCCCGAGCACGUGGCGGCGUCCGUCGUCCAGAAGGCGACCGACUUCGACAAGAUGACCGACGCCGAGAUUGACGAGCUCGAGGAGCUGCCGCUCGUCAUCGCCCGCUGCGCGCCCGACACCAAGACGCGCAUGAUCGAGGCCCUCCGUCGGCGCGGCGCCUUCAUGGCCAUGACGGGCGACGGCGUCAACGACGCGCCCUCCCUCUCGCGCGCCGACGUCGGCAUCGCCAUGGGCUCCGGAUCCGACGUGGCCAAGUCGGCCUCCAAGAUCGUCCUCACCGACGACAAGUUCAACUCCAUCGUCUCGGCCAUCCGCGAGGGCCGUCGCAUGUUCGACAACAUCCAAAAGUUCGUCCUCCACCUGCUCACCUCCAACGUCGGCGAGGUCAUCCUCCUCGUCGCCGGCCUCGGCUUCAUCGACGACUCGGGCUUCUCCGUCUUCCCCGUCUCGCCGCUCCAGAUCAUCUGGAUCAACAUGGUGACGUCGUCAUUUCCCGCCUUCGGCCUCGGCCGCGAGCAGGCGGCCCAGGACGUCAUGCGCAAGCCGCCGCACGACAAGAAGCGCGGCGUCUUCACCAACCAGAUCAUCGUCGACAUGGUCGUGUACGGCAUCCUCAUGGGCACCUGCACCAUGUGCACCUUUGUCAUCAUCAUAUACGGCGCCAACGGCGGCGACCUCGGCGUCGACUGCAACACGACCUACUCGGACGCCUGCAUCCCCGUCUUCCGCGCGCGCGCCGCCACCUUUGCCGAGCUCACCUGGCUCAUCCUCAUAUCCGCCUGGGAGUUCAAGAGCCUCCGGCGGUCCCUGUUCCGGCUCAACCCCGACGACGACAGCCGCUUCCCCCUCUUCAAGGACCUCUACGCCAACCGCUUCCUCUUCUGGUCCGUCAUCCUCGGCGCCCUCUCCGUCUUCCCCGUCGUCUACAUCCCCUACCUCAACACCAACUUCUUCAAGCACCGCGGCAUCACCUGGGAGUGGGCGCUCUCCGUCGCCUUCACUGUCGUCUUCGUCGCCGGCAUCGAGCUGUGGAAGCUGUGCAAGAGGCACUUUCACCUGCUCGAGGACCGCCCCGUGCAGCGCGGCGUCUGGGGCCAAGGCGGUCCCGAAGACCUGGGCGUCAAGUUCCGCAAGACGCUGUCCAUGUCGAGCUUCAAGACCUGGGCCUCGUUUUCGCGAAAGGACACGGGCGAUUCGACGUCGAAACGGGCGUUUCCCCGCGGCAACGUGAUACAAAACAUGGUCUAG
Messenger RNA from Drechmeria coniospora, 3390 nucleotides. RefSeq names its product P-type Na+-ATPase. Gene Ontology annotation, biological process: calcium ion transmembrane transport; intracellular calcium ion homeostasis. The transcript is spliced from 4 exons. Bases 1 to 3390 code for a protein of 1129 amino acids. NCBI's taxonomy places the organism in Eukaryota, Fungi, Ascomycota, Sordariomycetes, Hypocreales, Ophiocordycipitaceae. Gene Ontology annotation, molecular function: P-type calcium transporter activity; ATP hydrolysis activity; ATP binding. Gene Ontology annotation, cellular component: plasma membrane. The record is from RefSeq and is a predicted model, not a curated record.